AUGCCAAACCUGUCACCAGAUAUGAACUUGCCGCACCUAGCACCAACCGUGGUUAACAUACAGCAUCGAAUCAGGCCACCCAAGGGGCGAGCCUCGCUAUGCUUUACCGCAUAUUACGGACAACUACCAACAGAAUUAUACACUACUAUUAAAGAGUUGCCGGGGAAUCAAGGAAUACUGAUGGAAAGCAAACGAAACAAAACCCUUAUUGCAGCUCGUACAAGCGUCUCGGCACAGUUUACCGACAUAAUGCAGGCCACACAUAAAGGGAUUGCAGCGAUACUUUGUGUAUUUGAUAAUAUUCAAGACAAAAUUCUCAUUCAAGAGUACCUAGAACUGAACCUCCUUCAACUUGGGCGUCUGAGUGAAACCGAACUUGCCAGUUCGAUCUCGCAGGUUAUCGAUGCCUAUAGAUACCUUGCUCAAGAAUGUUCAACUUUACAAAUCGAAGAAACUCGUGUCUCUCUGAAUGGAACUGUCAAGUUAGUAAUGGAUCUUGGUUAUAGUUUCCCAUCAACGCAGUGGCCAAGUCAAAGGGCUGCAGACUAUUGGUAUCAAGAGUUUGCGGCUUUCAUCUGCCCUUUGAAGCCUGAAAAAUUAACUUUCAAAGGCCAUUUAUUCUACCAAGCAGCAACAAGUAAAAGGAUCCCACCCUCCAAUGUUAGUAUUAUCCUUCGCAUAUUGAUGAGAAUGCAAUUCUAA
Fusarium oxysporum Fo47 is the source of this 702-nucleotide messenger RNA. RefSeq lists its product as uncharacterized. The transcript is spliced from 3 exons. Lineage: Eukaryota; Fungi; Ascomycota; Sordariomycetes; Hypocreales; Nectriaceae. The record is from RefSeq and is a predicted model, not a curated record. Bases 1 to 702 code for a protein of 233 amino acids.